Ochotona curzoniae (black-lipped pika) is the source of this 4522-nucleotide messenger RNA. It is a transcript of the gene NSD2, whose product is annotated as nuclear receptor binding SET domain protein 2. Bases 83 to 4123 code for a protein of 1346 amino acids. The record is from RefSeq and is a predicted model, not a curated record. The transcript has 22 exons. Gene Ontology annotation, biological process: regulation of DNA-templated transcription. Gene Ontology annotation, cellular component: chromatin; nucleus. NCBI's taxonomy places the organism in Eukaryota, Metazoa, Chordata, Mammalia, Lagomorpha, Ochotonidae. Gene Ontology annotation, molecular function: histone H3K36 methyltransferase activity.
GCCCGCCGCCCCCUGCCGCCCGCGGCCGCCCCGGAGGAUGCGGCGCGCCUCAGUGUCCUGAGAGCGGAAGUACCUGGGCUGGAUGGAACUUGGCAUUGGGAAGAGUCCUCUGUGUGUGGAGAGAGCGGUGACUUGCCGAGCGAUGAAGCAGGCCCCCGAGAGCCUCGGUGCUGCCAGUGGGAAGCCGCAGCAGGGCUGCGAGGUGAGCCGUGAGUGCUCCGUGUUCCUCAGCAAGGCCCAGCUCUCGAGCGGCGUGCCCGAGGGCGUCCUGCAGAAGUUCAACGGUCACGACGCCCUGCCCUUCAUCCCCGCCGAGAAGCUGAGGGACCUCACCUCCCGGGUGUUUAACGGCGAGCCCGGGGCCCAGGGUGCCAAGCUGCGCUUUGAAUCCCAGGAGAUGAAGGGAAUUGGGACACCUCCUAACACCACCCCCAUCAAAAAUGGCUCCCCGGAGAUCAAGCUGAAAAUCACCAAGACAUACAUGAACGGGAAGCCUCUCUUUGAGUCCUCCAUCUGUGGGGACGGUGCUGCCGGAGUGUCCCCACUGGGAGAUGACGGACAGACGUCAGAGAGCACGGCGAGAAGGAGCCGCAAGCGGAGCUUGAAGCACGACGCCUUGCUGGAGCAGGACCCCAUGGAGGCUGCUGCGGUGCCCAGGCUCUCCAGCCCACCAGACACAGAGGUGCCAGUUCAGAAAGAGCCCUGUGCCAGCACUGGCCGAGACAGAGAUCAGCUGUUGAAGUACAACGUGGGCGAUUUGGUGUGGUCCAAAGUGUCGGGUUAUCCCUGGUGGCCCUGCAUGGUCUCUGCUGAUCCGCUGCUCCACAGCCACAGCAAGCUGAAAGGUCAGAAGAAGAGUACGCGACAGUACCACGUGCAGUUCUUCGGUGACGCCCCAGAAAGGGCGUGGAUAUUUGAAAAGAGCCUCGUCGCUUUUCAAGGAGAAGAACAGUUUGAGAAGUUGUGCCAGGAGAGCGCCAAGCAGGCGCCCACGAAAGCUGAGAAAAUGAAGCUCUUGAAGCCCAUUUCAGGGAAGCUGAGGGCGCAGUGGGAAAUGGGCAUGGCCCAGGCCGAGCAGGCUGCAGGCAUGUCUGUCGAGGAACGCAAGGCCAAGUUCACCUUCCUGUACGUGGGGGACCAGCUUCACCUCAACCCGCGAGUCGCCGAGGAAGCCGGCCUUGCGGUGGAGCCGCUGGGCGCAGCGGGAGAAGCCCCGCCGUGUGUGAGGGAGGAGGCCGUGAAGAGGAGACGGAGAGCCAGACCCUCGCCUGCCGCGUCCGAGCGGGGGCCUGGCUCCGCGCACAGCCCCCCGCUGCACCCGGCGGAGGCGGACCCCAAGAGAGGAGUGGGGCUUUCCCCUGGCAGGAAGAGGGCCUCGGUCCCGGCCCCCCGAGGCAGGCGAGCAGACACGGCGUCCCAGUUUCUGGUCUUCUGUCAGAAGCACCGGGAGGAGGUGGUGGCGGAGCACCCGGAGGCCUCAGGGGAGGAGAUUGAGGAGCUGCUGGGGUCCCAGUGGGACAUGCUCAGUGAGAAGCAGAAGGCUCGCUACAACACCAAGUUUGCCCUCGUGACCUCGGCUGCACCUGGAGACGAUCCCGGUACCUUAAAUGGGAAGAAAAGAAGCCACCCAAGGAGGCCCUCGGACACUGCAGAGGACGCUGAGGACACGCCCAGGAAGAGACUGCGGGCAGAUAAGCCUGGCCUCCGAAAGAGAGACACACUAGCCGACAAAACAGCCAGGACAGGCUCCUACAAGGCCGUGGAGAUGGCCUCCUCACUCAAGAGCCAGGCAGCAACGAAAAAUCUGUCUGACGCAUGCAAACCACUGAAGAAGCGGAGCCGGGCCUCUGCAGCAGCGUCUUCAGCUCUUGGGUUUAGCAAAAGUUCGUCUCCUUCUGCAUCCUUAACUGAGAAUGAGGUGUCGGACGGCCCAGGAGACGAGCCCCCGGAGUCGCCCUACGAGAGCGCGGAUGAGACCCAGACAGAGGCGUCGAUCUCGUCGAAAAGGUCAGAGCGUGGAGUGACCGCCAAGAAGGAACACGUGUGUCAGCUGUGUGAGAAGACGGGCAGCCUGCUGCUGUGUGAAGGCCCCUGCUGUGGAGCAUUCCACCUGGCCUGCCUCGGCCUCUCUGGGCGGCCCGAGGGGAGGUUCACCUGCCGUGAGUGCACCUCAGGGAUCCACUCGUGUUUCGUGUGUAAGGAGAGCAAGCUGGAGGUGAAGCGCUGCGUGGUGACGCAGUGCGGAAAGUUCUACCACGAAGCGUGUGUGAGGAAGUACCCGCUGACGGUGUUUGAGAGCCGGGGCUUCCGCUGCCCGCUGCACAGCUGUGUGAGCUGCCACGCCUCCAACCCCGCCAGCCCCCGGCCCUGGAAAGGUAAAAUGAUGCGCUGUGUGCGCUGCCCCGUGGCCUUCCACAGCGGGGACGCCUGCCUGGCGGCAGGGUGCGCGGUCAUCGCAUCCAACAGCAUCGUCUGCACGGCCCACUUCACGGCACGCAAGGGCAAGAGGCACCACGCGCAUGUCAACGUGAGCUGGUGCUUCGUGUGCUCCAAAGGCGGGAGCCUCCUGUGCUGCGAGUCGUGCCCGGCCGCCUUCCAUCCGGACUGCCUGGGCAUCGGCAUGCCCGACGGCAGCUGGUUCUGCAGUGACUGCAGGGCCGGCAAGAAGCUGCACUUCGAGGACAUCAUCUGGGUGAAGCUCGGCAACUACAGAUGGUGGCCGGCAGAAGUUUGCCAUCCCAAAAAUGUUCCCCCAAAUAUUCAGAAAAUGAAGCACGAGAUUGGAGAAUUCCCUGUGUUUUUCUUUGGGUCUAAAGAUUAUUACUGGACGCAUCAGGCACGAGUGUUCCCGUACAUGGAGGGGGACCGGGGCAGCCGCUACCAGGGGGUCAGAGGGAUCGGAAGAGUCUUCAAACACGCACUGCAAGAAGCUGAAGCGCGUUUCCGGGAAGUGAGACUGCAAAGGGAAGCGCGCGAGACGCACGAGAGUGAACGCAAGCCCCCGCCCUACAAGCACAUCAAGGUGAACAAGCCUUACGGGAAGGUGCAGAUCUACACGGCCGACAUCUCCGAGAUCCCCAAGUGCAACUGCAGGCCCACGGACGAGAGCCCCUGCGGCCCCGACUCCGAGUGCCUCAACAGGAUGCUGAUGUUUGAGUGCCACCCGCAGGUGUGCCCCGCAGGCGAGCGCUGCCAGAACCAGUGCUUUACCAAGCGCCAGUACCCCGAGACAAAGAUCAUUAAGACGGACGGCAAGGGCUGGGGCCUGGUGGCCAAGAGGGACAUCCGCAAGGGAGAGUUUGUGAACGAGUACGUGGGCGAGCUCAUCGACGAGGAGGAGUGCAUGGCCAGGAUCAAGCACGCGCAUGAGAAUGACAUCAGACACUUCUACAUGCUCACCAUUGACAAGGACCGUAUCAUUGAUGCCGGCCCCAAGGGGAACUACUCACGGUUCAUGAACCACAGCUGCCAGCCCAACUGUGAGACCCUCAAGUGGACGGUCAACGGUGACACCCGCGUGGGCCUGUUUGCUGUAUGCGACAUUCCUGCAGGGACAGAGCUGACCUUCAACUAUAACCUCGACUGUCUGGGCAACGAAAAGACGGUCUGUCGCUGCGGGGCCUCGAACUGCAGUGGCUUCCUCGGGGACAGGCCCAAGACAUCCGUGCCCCUGUCUGCGGAGGAGAGAGGCAAGAAGACCAAGAAGAAGAGCCGGCGGCGCCGGGCCCGCGGGGAGGGGCGGCGGCAGUCGGAGGACGAGUGCUUCCGCUGCGGCGACGGCGGCCAGCUGGUGCUGUGCGACCGCAAGCAGUGCACCAAGGCCUACCACCUGUCCUGCCUGGGACUGGGCAAGAGGCCCUUUGGGAAGUGGGAGUGCCCGUGGCACCACUGUGACGUGUGCGGCAAGCCUUCCACCACCUUCUGCCACCUGUGCCCCAACUCGUUCUGCAAGGAGCACCAGGACAGCGCAGCCUUCAGCGCCGCCCAGGACGGCCGGGCCUACUGCUGCGAGCAUGACUUGGGGGCGCCGGGGGGCCCCCACACGGAGAAACCCUUCUCGGAGCCAGGGAAGCCCGCGGGGAGGAGGAGGAGGAGCUGGCGGAGGCUCACAGAAGGCAAGUAGCGCAGCAGCGGCUUGCCCGGUCGGGAGAGGGGGCGCCGGCCGAGGACCCCCCCACCGCUCAGCCGCACGGGAGCUGCUGUGUGAAGGCUGGCCGCACGUAGUGUAGUGUGUGCCGGGAGGAGCCCCGGGGCCGCGCUUCUCUGAAAUGUGUCUGUACUAAUGUGAACCCCGUGCCCCCGGCUGCCAGCCGGGCCUGGCCGCACGAGCCCCUCACCUGCAGCAGGAGCCCCGGGUGACGGCUUUCCCGCCCCGUUUCUGACCUUCGCUCUCAGUGUAUUUUGGCUAAACCUCGUUGACCAGCCAUGCCGACUGCCAUGCGUGUUCACUGACGCGCCCUGGUGCUCCCGGGGGAGCAGCUGUGCCCCACAGGCCGGCCCGCUGCCCUGCUCCUCCCUCCCC